UGUUCAACGAAUCAAACACUUGAAAUUAUUGAAAAGUUUAAAAUAGAUUAAGGCGAAUCGCAACAUUAAAAAAAGAUAAACAUUCUUGUAUAAAGAAAACAUGUAUGUUAUUAUUACAUCCAUUCUAUACGCACUGGAUCUAGUCACUCAUGCGAAUUUUGUAUACUUCAAACUGCAAAGGAAGAUUUUUUUGUGCUAAGGAUUUGUAAAAUUUUCAAAAAAGGCGGGAUUUUUUCCAAAAAAAGUUGCGGUAAAAUAAACGUAAAGUUUAUCGUUUUGAUAUUAUUUUGUGCUAGAAUGAGGGAUUAUAUUAUAACGAAAAUCAGCCAGACUUAAAAUGUUUAUGCUUAAAGUACUUGCAAACCAAAUGGAAGUCUGGAAACCAACCUUAAAAUUUCCAGACGUCUGUUUGGUUAGGCAUAUUUUAAUGUAACAAAUAUUUUUUGCUGUAUGAAUGUUUUUCUGCGACAUAAUAAAAAAGCAUGCCACACAAGCCCGGCUGAAUUAUUCCGAAUGUGCUAUCAAAGUGGCGAAUAUCUGUUUAUAUGCAAUCAACGAAGAGAACGCAAAUGUGAGAAGCAUAACUAGUGCCGCAAUGAACAUGUUCAACGAUACAAAUAAAGUACUAGUACAAUCAAAUCUUCUGAGGUAUGAAGAUUCACCAGCAACAAGAGGUAUAGUCUUACUUUCUCAAUUUUCUUUGAUAAUUUGAACUAUUGUAUUGUUUCUAUUAAAGAAAAAUCUUCUUUCAACAGGCGUGUCGUUUUGGAAAUGCAAUUCACGGAAAGAAUUCUGCGUGUCUUUGUACGCUCACACAGUACCUCCAACACUAAUUACACAACUGCAACGCCACAGCCAGAUGACAUCUUAAUCAAACUGGAAGAAAUAAAGGCGUCUAUGAAGUCCAUGGUGGCUGUAGAGUGUCGCAGUGAAGAUGUAGAAGCGUUGAAGAGAUCAUUACAAAUGCACCGAAUAAAAGCCCCUUUGGUUGAUGCUUUCCAAUGUCUCAUUUGGAACGAUUUGGCUACACCACCAAUCAAUUUAUCGUCUUUCUGCAGGGAAAUUCUUGGUUGUGCGAACUGCAUUUUGCAAUAGGCAGUAAACGAGGAGCGCUGCCCACACUGUCGUUCCAGUGAUAUGAAUGCUUAUACUGUAGAAAGUUUAAAUUGUAUUUUAGAAGUUCUUAGAAAUAUUAUAUUAGAUAACUAAAAAAUCUGUUGUUUUUACUUGAUGUUUAAACUUGAUAGGUAAUAAAAUACCUUAUUGUAUCUAAGAACAAGCGAUAUAAGAACAUAAUAGUUACUUCUUUAUUGGUCGAAAUGUGAAAAGGAGUUAAAUCCAUUCUUGACUUUACGUGGCUAAAAACAUUAUGCUUAUAAAAAAAUGUACCUUUUCGGUAAAAAAAAAAA
Hydractinia symbiolongicarpus is the source of this 1409-nucleotide messenger RNA. RefSeq lists its product as uncharacterized. Bases 772 to 1095 code for a protein of 107 amino acids. The transcript has 2 exons. The record is from RefSeq and is a predicted model, not a curated record. NCBI's taxonomy places the organism in Eukaryota, Metazoa, Cnidaria, Hydrozoa, Anthoathecata, Hydractiniidae.